AUGGAAUCCCUAAGAGUUGACGCCACGUUGCUUGCACAAUCGUCGAACAAGACUGUUCGUAUUAUAGGCCAACUCAAAUCGUUGGACACGGGAAACUCGUCUGCAAGUCUUGACUCUAACGGCUUGAUCAGCGUGUCGAGCUCCUCCAACACCGACGAAUUAGUCGUAGACAACUGGUACGAGGUGAUUGGGGUGGUGCAGAAGGACUUGUCGGUCAACGUUCUACAAUGGUUUGAUUUCGGCAAAGACUUCAACGGAAAUGCCGCCAAGAAGCUUGUUGAGGUCGUGCAUCGUGUUCCUGAGCUUUACCACUCUUGA
Messenger RNA from Pichia membranifaciens NRRL Y-2026, 318 nucleotides. RefSeq lists its product as hypothetical. Lineage: Eukaryota; Fungi; Ascomycota; Pichiomycetes; Pichiales; Pichiaceae. Gene Ontology annotation, molecular function: single-stranded DNA binding; damaged DNA binding. Bases 1 to 318 code for a protein of 105 amino acids. Gene Ontology annotation, cellular component: nucleus; DNA replication factor A complex; site of double-strand break. The transcript has a single exon. The record is from RefSeq and is a predicted model, not a curated record. Gene Ontology annotation, biological process: nucleotide-excision repair; DNA replication; double-strand break repair via homologous recombination.